This is a messenger RNA of Brachypodium distachyon (stiff brome), 2334 nucleotides long. RefSeq lists its product as uncharacterized. Bases 438 to 1820 code for a protein of 460 amino acids. The record is from RefSeq and is a predicted model, not a curated record. Gene Ontology annotation, biological process: chromatin remodeling. The transcript has 10 exons. Gene Ontology annotation, molecular function: zinc ion binding. NCBI's taxonomy places the organism in Eukaryota, Viridiplantae, Streptophyta, Magnoliopsida, Poales, Poaceae.
GGGAUUCACUUUGACACCCUAGGCCCAGCCCCCUCGGUCCCUGGCUGUGUCUUCCUCCUCGAGCGAGCGCUGCCACCCCUCCAUCCCCAUCCCGCCGCCUCGCGCCCCAGCCCCUUAGUUCGUCGUCCUCCUCGCGCCAGCGCCUCUACCGCAGGUUGAUCUCUCCUUCGAUUCUCUCGCUACCGACCGUUUCUUCUCCCAUCACCCCACGAACGGAUUCCCCGUCUCAUCUACUUAAUCUUCCCCAAUCCGUAACUUAGGCAAAAAUCAAGGUAGGGCGGCCGCCCUACCUUCCUACUGGGUCCUCCGCCCGUCCUCGGGAGCUUGUUUAUUUUGCUGGUUUACUUCUUGGUUCCUCCCUCUUGUGUCUGCUUGGAUGACUGGUUUGCAUAGGCCAUUUCAUUCCAUUACUCUCAGAGAUUAGGCACGCUGGCCAGAUGGAAUUGAAGGGUGAAACCAGUCCAAAUUACAUUGGGACGGUACAUUUGGUCAUUCCUGAGCCCAUAAGGAACUUAUUGCCUGGAACUGGAGAAUGGAAUCACUAUAUUAAGUUUGAGGGUCAGCUUAUUAAGCAUACUGGCAAUAGAACGAUGACUCCAAAAUGGAGUGGAUGCCCUUCAAAUAGUAACAGAGAACUAUCUUCACAUGAAAAUGAGAAUAAGGAUGGCAAUGUUUAUAAAAGGAGGAAGAUGGAUAAAGAUUCAAAUUCUCUUUCAGCAGAUGAAGAGGUUAAAGAAAUGAAAAACCAAAAUUGCACUACUUCAGAAGAUCACUCUUCACUAGUGCUCACUGUUAAUCCUUCAGAUGCUACAGUUUCAUAUUUGACGGCAAGUAAGAUAGACCCUAUCGUAGAGCUUGAGGAGCCUGUUGGAGUUCCAUUAGAUCCAAAUUCUCGUGUGAACGAUAGAUGUUCAGUGUCAAGUAUUCUACCAUCUUCCAUGAUGCUAGACAAAAAGGAUGUUGCUGGAUGUUCCUCUUCAAAUAUAUGCCUUACAGAACCGAUAAGAGGGCUCACAUCAGCAAGGGAUCUUUGCAUUGCUAUUCUGAGAAAAGAUAGACUCAUAACUGAUUCACGAACUAGAAUCAGUUCAGAGGAAUCCACUGAUUGUGAUACCAACUGUUUGCUGGCAUGCAAUACUUGUAGGAGGUUGGAUGAUCCACUAAAGAUGCUUAUAUGUGAUUCUUGCGAAGCAGCAUUCCAUUUGUCUUGUUGCACCCCUUGUGUUAAGAAGCUACCAGCUGAGGAAUGGUAUUGCGCGCCAUGCUUGAGGAAGAAACCUAAGAGUCUUUAUGGCAAACUGUUAGAGGAUAAGGUCAAGUCUUCUGGGAAUAUGGACCAAAGGCCUCAUGGCAUGACUCAUAUCGAAUACAUGUUCAAAGAUACUGAAUCAUAUGUUACAGGGGUCCGAAUUGGCAGAGAUUUCCAAGCAGAAGUGCCAGAAUGGUCUGGUCCCAUUUUCAGUACUGAUGGUUAUUUCGAAGCGCCCUCUGAAUUUGAUCCUGCUGAACUCACUAAAGUGAAUUGGUGUUCAACAGAUAAUCAAAACAGAUCUUCAAAUUCAACUGGUAAUUGGAUGCAAUGCCGUGAGGUCUUGAACACAGGAUCUGACAAGCCAGUAAUCUGUGGCAAAUGGAGAAGGGCGCCCCUAUAUGUUGUUCAGUCAGAUGGUUGGGAUUGUUCCUGUUGUCUUCCUUGGGAUCCAGUUCGUGCUGAUUGUGCUGUUCCACAGGAAUUGGAUACAGAUGAAGUUUUGAAGCAGCUGAAGUAUGUAAAUGUGCUGAAGAAGCAUCUGGUUAUCCGGAAACACAAAUCAUCUUAAAUGCUGGGAUGGCCCAAUCAUAGUCCCUGCAAAAAGGUUUUUGUGCAUCAUGUUGUCAUGUAGUGAGCCAUCUGUUGUAACCUCCACCUUUAAUUCAUCUGUUGUAGUAGCUUCCUCCUUCAAUUGAUCAUAGUCAGGAUUUGAUCCAAAAGAAUUGUACAACAUAGGAUUUGUUCACAGCAGUGUACUGCUACUGAUUUUCGCCGUCACUGCCAUACAAUCCCGCACCCAGUUUUGUCCGAUGUAACUUUUGGAUGAGUGGAGGAAACUAAACAGGCACUGUGUCGUGCUAGACUUGCUAUUCGAUCUGAAUAUGCUCCUAUCUGAGGAGGGGACCAAGUCGGAUCCCAUUUUGUAAUGCCCGGUGGUCAUGUGUUUGUAGAAUCUGUAGAUAUUGAGGUUCUGUGAUGCCCCCAAAGAACUAACAAUUGGCAUCGGCGGUCAACAUUUUGUACAAAGAAGUGAGCAAGAAUCAGAACUAGUGUUUUUUUGAAGUACUUCUGCAUUGGAUACA